CAAGGUCAGGGCACGGGUCGGGACACAGCCACACGGGUAGAAAACGGAGGCGUGUUAGGCCGCCCCGACCACCACCUUCACUACUCUCUCACUCGCGCUUCGGGAAAAUUACUUUCUCGGCCCUAUUGAAUCAAGAUGAUGGUUAGAAGACUUCGAACAUUAUCCUUGCUGGCGUCAAUAAACAAGAUAGCUCCUGCUUGAAUUGAUAGUCAAACUUUUUUUCUUCUUCUCUCCAUGACCUUUGUUGCAUACUGUGCUUGCUUUCUUAACAUGGUUUGCCAGUAUUAAGCUUUAACUGUUGUAAUAGUUUACAAAGAUCAUUGUUUUCAACUUUGUUUCAAAUACUUCGGUCGGUGUACAGUAUAUUCUCUUGAAAUUCAUUAAAUAUAGUGAGUUAGUCGUGAUGGAAGAUAACACCAUCGAGCCGCCAAGCGGAGCAUUUGGCAUCCCAAAGUGGAUGAUGAAAAAAGGAAUGAGAUAUGAGGUAGAUGACUUCAUAGUAUCGCCUCCUUCCACUGAAGAUGGGGGCUUCUUGCAUCUCCGUUAUGGACGAAACCCAAGACCACGGCUGCACCAACCCAGCCAAGACAGCACCAACCAGGAAAUGUCCAUGACUGUUGAGGUCAGGGAUGGCAGCACUGUAAUAACAACGGUGUGCUCCUCUGAACACUUGGACAGCACCAGCCCUGAGGCCGCUCUCAUCAUCAGCCCGGGUGGCCUCUCUACCAACACUGCGGCGGUUUCGGCGUCAAAAGUUGCAGCGGAAAAUUAUGAUGUUCAACCACUUUUUGUUUUGAACUUUGGAGAGACCGAGUCUGUUGCUACAGAAGGAGAAAGCUUAAAAGCUGCUGAAUCGACGCAAACUCUGCAUCCUGUAAAAGAAGGUUUUGCAUCAAUUUAUUCUAAUUCAGUUAAUGGCAGUUGUAAUGAAAUUUUGAUAACUGGCCCUUCUCCAUCUGAAAAGUGCUCUCCCACAAGCAAAACAGACGACAAAAAAUUAGGGCUUCUAGAGAAGGUUACUCUUAUUCCAUCUAAUCGGGGAGGCUCUCAUCCUACCCAUCUGGCCACACCAAGUUCAAGUCCCCUGGCAUCUCCUAAAGCAUCACCAAAGCCUCGCCGUUCAGUAAUGGGGGUAGUAAUGGAAGGCUCAAACAAAAGCUCUGUUCACAGCUAUUUUUGCACAAAACCUUUCCAAGGCCAUCAAGAAGGUUCAAACACAACACACAGUAUCUCUGAAGAAGUAAGAGAAAUUUCGUUAUCAUCGUUAAGGACCCAACAGCUUGAAGAUGCAACAAAGACCUCUCAAUCAUUUGAUUCUAAUUCAAAAGCAAUUGCAGUUAAACGUCGACAAAGGCCAAAACCUUCAGCUUUGAGAGAAAUGAACUUUUGGGCUCCUACAUCUAUGUAAUAUAAAGGUUUGACAUAUAAGUGUAAUGUGUUGGUGACAUGCUAUACAUUUUAAAUGGUUGUUUUUGAAUUAUUAAUGCAGAUGUUAACAAAAUAUUUAGAAAAGUUAUAUAAUUUAUUAUUAAAAUGGUACAUAUUGAUAAACGGGUCUAAAAAUAGAUUUUUGAAGGUGUAGAUCCUGUCCAACAAAACCGUCAUGGUUUUAGAGGUUCUUGUAAAGUUUGUAUGCAGAAAAGUAGUCAGUUCUGAAAUCAUGGUGCAAAAAUUAAUAUUUUGAGACGAAUAAUUUUAGUAAAUGUACACACAUUAUCAAGUGUACCUAUUAAUACAAAUAUGGCUGUAUUUCUUUCUAGGAAUUCGAGAGUUAUUUAUUCAUACAAACAUUGUAAUUGUAAAAUUACUGAAGUGUAGUAAACAAGAUAAUCCAUUUUCUCUUCUAGAAGAUUUUAAUUAAGAGUGGAAGAAUUAAUUGCUGUAUGAAAGCUAUUAAAGUAUAAAUGCAUUUAGUAAAUUAUUCAAUGUGUCAUGCUGUAUUACUCUGUUGCCCAACUUGUGAUUUGCUGGAUAUACAAUUUCAGAUAGCUUUGGCAGACCAGCUGUGUUUUGAGUAAAUAAGAUGUACACAAUGACUGGGACCAUAAGUAUAUGCACACAGGACUCGUGUGUCUAUUCAACCUCAGCACAAUCCCAUAUUGUCUUUCUACAUUUGAAUAAAUCAUGUGCAUUUGUAGUGGCCAACACAAUUGUUGUUACUCCAUAUUAAUUUAAAUAAAACAAAAUUUUAAGUGUUCAGCAUCAUUCAAUUAAAAAGUAUUCUUGUAUUAUAAAUUACUGUACCUGCACAUGACAGCUGUAGUGUAUAAUUUUUUCCAUAAUGCAUGUUUGGCCAUCUUCCAGCAGCAAUUCCAUGUACUAAAUUAAAUAUGAAUAAAGUUUUUUACGCAAAAC
Procambarus clarkii (red swamp crayfish) is the source of this 2355-nucleotide messenger RNA. RefSeq lists its product as uncharacterized. NCBI's taxonomy places the organism in Eukaryota, Metazoa, Arthropoda, Malacostraca, Decapoda, Cambaridae. The record is from RefSeq and is a predicted model, not a curated record.